Salvia hispanica is the source of this 1087-nucleotide messenger RNA. It is a transcript of the gene RA-5, whose product is annotated as RAS 5. Gene Ontology annotation, molecular function: GTP binding; GTPase activity. The record is from RefSeq and is a predicted model, not a curated record. NCBI's taxonomy places the organism in Eukaryota, Viridiplantae, Streptophyta, Magnoliopsida, Lamiales, Lamiaceae.
UCUGACUCCCCCUAAUUCAUUUCCUUCCACUACUUUUUUUUCUCUCUAUUCCAUUAAUCACACCCAAAACCCCCCAAUCCGGUCAACUUCAAUCCUUCUCGCGAGCGAUCUUCGAGAAGGACCAUCUCCGGCCACUCUUCCUCGACCAUGAAUCCCGAAUACGACUACUUGUUCAAGCUUCUUUUGAUCGGAGACUCUGGUGUUGGCAAGUCAUGUCUUCUACUAAGAUUUGCUGAUGAUUCUUACCUUGAUAGCUACAUCAGCACAAUCGGUGUUGACUUUAAAAUUCGUACUGUGGAGCAAGAUGGAAAGACUAUCAAGCUUCAGAUUUGGGAUACUGCUGGGCAGGAACGUUUCAGAACUAUAACUAGUAGCUACUACCGUGGUGCACAUGGAAUUAUAAUAGUAUAUGAUGUAACUGACCAAGAAAGCUUCAACAAUGUGAAGCAAUGGUUGAAUGAGAUUGACCGAUAUGCAAGUGAGAAUGUGAACAAGCUCCUUGUUGGAAACAAGUGUGAUCUUGCUGAUAAUAGGGCUGUGCCUUAUGAAACAGCAAAGGCAUUUGCUGAUGAAAUUGGCAUCCCCUUUAUGGAGACUAGUGCCAAAAAUGCAACGAAUGUUGAGCAGGCUUUCAUGGCUAUGUCCGCUGACAUUAAAAAUAGGAUGGCAAGUCAGCCUGCAUCAAACAGUGCAAGGCCACCUACUGUGCAGAUCCGUGGACAGCCUGUUGCCCAGAAGAGCGGCUGCUGCUCAUCUUAGUGGGAAUGGUGUGGAUACUCGUGGGGGUUGGCGGUCAGCUGCAGCCUUGGAAGUGACUUUAUAUUAGUUCUAUUCUUUCAAAUAUAUUUUGAUUGCUAAAGUGGCUGUACAAAUUAUGGGGGACUUGGACAACCUGUUACUCUUAAUAGUUUCCGUUUGUUAUUUUGUUUUAUUUCCAAGUAGUUCAGUCCACAGGUAGCAGUGUCCUAGUGCUUGCAAACAUCUGGUCAGAAGUCUGUGACUUAUUUUGGAAUAGAAUUCUGUAAUAUGUGAUCUGUGUUGGUUUAAUUGGGCUAUAUUCUUUUAAUAAAUUGUUUUCACUUGUGAA